GAAAAAUCAGUGACAUUGGCCUUGAAACCUGUUAUUGUCUCGCCUCUAGGACAGGCAGCUCGAAAUGAGCUCGCCGGUUGCCAUGGUUACUUCCCCAGAGAUGCUAGCGCACAUGUUUAUCUCUGGCCAGCGUGUGUGCCCAAGUCGCUCGGUGCGGGGGCAGGCGAUCCUGAACAGAUGUGAGAACUCGUCUAGAGUGAAGCGGUUAAAGAGCUCGACUCCCAUAGCAGCGAAACAUGUCAAUUGAUGCUGCUUUCACCUGAAUGCGUUACCUAUGCCGUUUCUGUGAAAAUUAGCCGAAGGUAACGAGGACGGCGCCCACCCGUGUGGUAAGAUGCGCUCUGUCAACACGGCGUGUGAUUCAGCUACAGAGCGGGUGUGCGGGUGCUGACGUAUGCAGCCCAAAAUAAGCCACGUAUAAAAGGAAGAGAUGCAAUGACCGCAGUCAGCUCCUGCUGCCAUUGAGCGCGGGGCUGCGUCGCUGUCUGGAGGCAAUAUAUGUCAGAUGUCAGAGUGUGUAAGUCACAGGGUUGACCAAGCACAAACCCGUAGCCUCUGGUGCUUUCAAAGACGCAAAUACUUUUGCAAUGCGGGGAGAUAAUCAUGACGAGAUGAAAGACUUCCAUUUAGCCGGGGAUGGGAAGGAGAAUGCUUUUGAUUUGAAUGUUUUAUGUAUGAGCUCUCCCGCUGUUUAGCCUGGAUUUCAUUGAGUAGUUGGGCACUAUAGUAUAUUCGGCAAAAUAAGAGGAAUGCAUUUUUAUGCAGUGGUUGAAAAACACAAGCCCGCUGCCGUGCAGGGGCCUGAAACUGCGUAAAGAAAUGCCCUUCUGUUUCUCUCUGUCCCCCAGCUUACUUUGUAGAGAAGUACCUGUGAGGUUAGCAUUAGAGUCACCCUCCUAAAAAUAGGAGCUUGCUUGCUGCAUGGCAGGUCCUCCCACAGGAAAAACAGACCUGUCCUGCUGUGGCCCAGCUCUUUACUGCUGCCCUAAUUCAUCCUCACACAUGACGUCAUAGAAUCCUGUACCCCCCUCACACACAUACACAUCCCUCUUUUCCCACAGAGCUUUAACAAGUUCUGUGUUCUCUGUACCCGUCUCGUCUUAAUGCACCACAUACUCCAUCUUAUGACCACCCUCUUCAAAAUGCUAACAAACCUCCAUCAGCCCCUCAGAGGUGUUGUCAACCCUGUACCCGCCUCGUAGCAGCCAUUCUGAACAGAGAUGACGCUGAUAACGGAGCGAUCGAAAACGGCUUGCACUCUGGUCAGCUAGUAUCGUGUCGUUUUGGUGCCAGGUGGGUGAUUCACUGCAGAUGCCGCGUGAUGUAGCAGGCCAGCUAAAGUGGGCAAGGUUGGCUUCAGCCUCAGCCUCUGUGCCCAGGCGGUGUCGUUGUGGAGCCAGAGAGGCAUCAGCAUUACACGCUUCCUUGGUUCAUCCCCAUGGACGCGGGCGACUAAUUGCACAAACUGUGCCAGAGCAGAUGAGGAGUGAUUUGGCGCUGAUGGGAAGGGCUAAUACAGGCAGGCUGGAGAUCCCACUAGCUGGAGUCAUGCAGUCCUUCAGAGAGCGGAGUGGUUUCCAAGGCAACCAGCACUGCUACCAGCAGGAACCCCAAGAAUUAUCGCGCCUUGAAAGUUACAGACAUCAUCACAGCCAGUCCAGGCAGAGCUACGAGGCACACUCUCUGCCUGCUGCAGGGAUGUCCACAGCGGGAGCAGUUUCUAAAGACUGUUAUGGGCCGCAGACCUAUCCUGUCUACACCAGCACCAGUGUUACUCAGACUAAAAAACCUUAUAGAGGAGUGAAAACUCCAAACCAGCACCUGCAGACUGGCUAUAGCAAUCACAUGGGCCCUGUUUACACAGCCCAGUAUAUGAGUGAAGGUCACUUGCAGCAAAAAUGGGAUGAGUCAGCUCAGAUGACCCAGUAUGAGCAGGACGUGGUGGGACGACUGGAGUCCGGGGGCAGUGGGUCAUCACAGUACCUAGAACAAAACAUGCUAGCUAUCUCUCAGAGCCAGUGCCAUCUCCCCUCACAGUCUUCUGCCCCUGUCUAUACAAGCCCACAUCAACAAGGCAUUCCAUCUAAUCCUGCACCAACUCCUUUAAUGUAUCCACAGAGCCACCUCCAUUUUCCUCAGCAACCUUCUUCCUCUUCUUCAUCAUCUUCGUAUAUAGAGAAAUGUAACCCUGUACAACAUAGCUACAAAGGCUAUGGUAUACCACCCAAUGCCCAGUAUUCAAGACAACUUGGUAAUCACAGCAAUUUAAAGCAGAGUGGAUAUAGGCCACAGAAUAAUUAUGCUUACCAGCAGACACCCUCAAGAUCUGGAUUCGAACAGGGCUCCCUGCAAGGGAUGUCUGGUUCACAGGAGAAUGUUCAGAAAUUCCAGCACUUCAAUCAGCCACAGCAAAACUACUGUAUAACAGAUAUUUCCGUAAGAUCUCCGGAACAAUACUACCAGACCUGCAGUCCAAGUUCUAGUCAUUCCCCUGCAAGGUCUGUGGGAAGAUCACCCUCAUACAAUUCCACACCAUCCCCUCUAAUGCCAAACCCUGAUUCAUUCCAGUAUGGUCAACCUCCCAUUAACACUGGGGCUUCCUCAUCCACAGGUCUGCAAGACCAAAACAUGCUUAUGCCCCCCCAUACCCAUGCAUCACCCAGUGGGAAUCACCAGUCGCAGAGCUUUUCCAGCUCCAUGAAAGAGCGUUUCUCUGAAAAGCUUCUUUCCAACCCAAGUUUGUGGAGCCUCAAUGCCCUGACAUCUCAGGUUGAGAACAUCUCCAACAAUGUCCAGCAUCUUCUUCUUUCUGAGGCCCUUAUGGCUAACAAAAAGUCUAGCAAACGAAACCAUCCAAAAAAGGGAGAAGACUAUCGGGGCCAGUUAAAGGGUAUAGAAGAUUCGUCUUGUCCUGAUAACCAACAUGGUCCUCCUCCUUCUGAUGCGUACAGCAUUCCUAGAUCCAUGACAGCAGAAUUACAGGAAGGAGGAUACUCCAGCAGCACCGAGGAGCAGAUAGACAGAAGCUUUUACUAUUUUGGUCAGGACAAAGGUCAAGCACACACCCAGACACACUCACGACAGAGCCUUGAUACAGUGUCUUCCUGCUCCUUAAACUCAGCCGAUGAUAUAUCUGUCAGGUCUGGUGACUCCGUGCGAAGUCUUCAGAGUGUAGCCUCUGAGGAUAAUCUCAAUUGUGACCCCAGAUUACAGAGAGUAUUGCCUGGAGAGGAGCCCAACAGCUCUCUUGGGUGCAUUAGAGAUGAGAGGUCUCCCAUCAGUGCCCCGAGUCCUAUGAAACAGGAGAGUAAUUCACCACCAGAUAUAAAGCGUUCAGAGAGCACUCUUAAGGAGAACUUUGAGGAGUCAGCAUGGACUGAAAGGAUGGUUGAUGAGGAGGAAAUUGGACAAAGAAAGCUGUUUUCAGAGUAUGAGUGCAAAGGAGAGGUCACUGAAAAGCCACAGAAGUGGUUGGAGGAUAAGAAAAGCCCUUCUCUUUUUCAUAAAAUAAAUAAAGCAGUAUUAGAAGAAGGUUUCCCGUAUGAAGCUGAAAUAAAUGAUUACCAAGGGCUACAUAACAAAUUUGAUUCAGAUAAAGUGGACUCAGCACAGAUGGAUUGUUUUUCUGACCUUAAUCACAAAGGAAAUGAAGGCACAGAAAUAAAAUUUGAAAAAUUUAAAUCAGAACCGCAACCCAAUGUAGAAACAUCACCACCAGGCAGUUCAGCCACUGAUCUGUAUUUGUCAGAUAAACAGAAAAACUCAAAGGAAGAAAAUUCAGUUGAGAGCCUCACAUGCACUGAAGGACCAAUGGACACCCCUGAGGAGCAGCCGCCUAUCUUCUCCCAUAAUUCCACUGAUGUGAGAGAUGAAAAGGAAAGUCUGACAACCUCAGAGGAGGUCCUUAAUAAUAGAGCAAGACCACAAGAAUCCUUCGCAGAAGUCUGCAGUACAUUUGAAGAGAUGGGGAACAUGCCACAAGUCAACACAGAAACUGCACAAAGCUUUGCCCCUGACUCACCACACAGAGGCAGUAAAAUGAGGUCAGCUUUAUGUGACAUUGCACCUCAGCUUCACACUGGCAAUGGUGGCUUCUCGGCUCUCAAUGAGAAAACAACACCUCUGGCUUCGGCUAGGGAUCAUCACAUCGAUCGCAGUGAUGCAAAGGUAUUGGAGCCUGACUCUCCUCAGUUGCCGGGCAAGUCAAUACUGCACUCCGCACCAUCCUGGGCUGACACCCCACCAUCCCCCAAGAAGGGAGAUGAAGAUAUGGAACCAGGUUUAAGCUGUCCCAGUGCAGUGACUCCAUCAGCCAAACUAGAUCCUUUGGCCCCAUCGGCACAUACAAGGAUGUUUGGUAAAAAGCAUGCACGGGGCAGGAGGAGAAUAAUGCAUUCAAGUGUGGGGAUCAGAAGGCAGCUAAGUGUAGAAGCAGACAGUGCUCCACCUUCUGCCAAAAAUCCCAGUAUGCCCUCCAGCAAAAGUGCCCUUAUUCCUGAUCAGGUGGAAACUGCCCAUCAGGAUAUCAGCAGUCAAACACCAAAACGUGUGACAGAUGGUCUACAAUCACGAAUGUGCACUCGCUCUUAUGGUUCACAAAGCAGCCAAAAGGUUUGCCCUCAAGAAAGAAGAAAACCAGGUCCCAAGCCGGGCUCAAAGCCUGGUCUAAAGCCAGGUUCAAAACAAGGUGCAAAGCCAGGCCCAAAACCUGGUGCAAAGUCUAGUUUAAAACCAGCUCCAAAAUCAGGUCUUAAACCUGGACCAAAGCCUGGUCCAAAAUCUAGUUCAAAAACUGUUCCCAAACCAGGCUCAAAACCUGAAAUAAUGUCCAUUGUAAAACCUGGUCCCAAACCAGGCCCCAAAUCCACAGAAGUUACAAAACUUGGUCCAAAACCUGGUUUAAAGGCCGGCCUGAAACCUGGUCCAAAACCUAGUUCCAAACUUGCUAUAAAGCCAGGGGCUUUACUGGGAGAAAAACCUAUUUCAAAGCCAUGUCAAACCACCACAGAGCUGACUGAGGGGUCAAUGCCUAAAGGCCCUGGUCGACCAAAAGGCCUCACCUCAAAGAUAAAAUCAAUGAAACAAGAUGACAAUGUUCCAUUGAUAACUGACCAUACCAAGGACACAAGAAGUACAAGUGAACUUAUUCAGGAAAAUGUGACCACUACAUUAACUUUGGGCACAGUUGUUGACUUUGUGGACACCUCUACAAUUGAAAUUGUGGGUUCCACUUUAGAAUCUUCUCUAGAUAGCAAGUCUUCAGCAAAAGACCAAAAGUCCAUGGUGCUGAGAUCAAGGAAACAAGCAAAAGAAAAAUUGAUUGAAGAGAAAGAAAAAGAGAAUGACAAACCAACUGAGCUAACUUCAGCAAAUCUCAUGGAUACAAAAAUACAGGAUGUUACUGUGGAUCAACCAUGUGGGAUUGAUACUUCCAAUAUUGAGUUACCUAAGCAGGUAGAGCUCUCUACAGAUUCACUGCAACAUUCUAAUGAAGAGAUUAUUUCUAACAAAAGGAAAUACAGCUUACAGUCCUCAGACCCCCCAAAAAGAAAGAAAGGUUUGAAAGAGAGUCAAACAAAGAUACUGGGGCCUCCAUCAGAAACAGUCACAGGAGUCUGCAUUCCAAAGCCAAAGCGAAAAAGAGGCCAAGAUUUGCAAGCAGAAUCUGCAAUCAACACUUUGACCACAGAUAUCCCUCCCACUGAUGAAAUUGGUGACAUGCCUUCUGUACCUACUCAGUGUCCUACUAAAACAAAAUAUUUGCCACCUCGAAAAGGCAGGGGGCUAAAAUAUGAGGCAAUGGUUCAAAAAAUCACAUCCCCAGGAUCUAAAAAACAAUCUCUAAAUAUCCAACCAGAUAUUGUGCCUGAAGAAUCAACAUCAAAACCAGGACCACAGGUACCAGAGCAGGGGAUAGUGAAAACCCCUGAGGUAGCUCACAAAGAAGCCGAGAGCACAAUGAGCACACACGAGAGCCAAAACAUAACAGGAAUUCAAACUCCUAGAAAGAAGAGGCGGAAGUGGGGCAUUGUUGAGAGCAAUGAUGCACCAGAUGUAGCCCUGGAGGCUGGGAGCCUUGUUAUCAACACACCUAGGCUAGCCAAACAGAGAGCCAUUAAAAACAACCAUGAGAUGCAUCUGAAACAACGUAAAAGGAGAAAAAAGGGGACGGAGCCACCAGAUAGCAUACCUGCUGAGGAGCAACAGGAGCCUGUCCAGACUGAUAUUCUGCCACCCCCUCCAUCCACCUCCUCUUUUCCAGAAACAGUUGAACAAACACAGUAUGAGAAGCCACCAACAGAAUUAUGCCCGCCAUUAACAAAACCCAAAAGAGGCAGGCGGCCAUCACUCAAAAAGAAACAAGAGGAUGCCUCAAUACACAUUGGAGAUGACAAAGUAAAAGAGAAAAAAAAGCCUGGAUCCAAAAAAAAGAUUCAAAAGAGUCUUAAUGUCCUCAGAGUUGUAGUGAAAAGACCCAAGCAAAAGACUAAAUGCAGCAUGGAUCUCCCUCCAACAGUGAAGGGAGGAUUAUCAGACUUGCAUCCAACACAGAGCGAUGGCAAAGGCUCUUUCAGGCCGUACGUGCACAUUGACAGCUCUUUGGAUCUAGCGUCACUUUGUACAAUCGUCAACAGGCAUGAGGAAGAGCAGCUGCUCACCCGGGCAAGAAAAAAGAGCGCAGCUAAAACAAAAAAUCUAGUCACAGUUACCGAGACAAUAUCAGACUCCUCAAUAAUGCUCCAGGGGCCCAUAGUUAACAAAAGUCUAACUGACAGGUGUCUUACAUGCUGCCUAUGCAGAAAGCCAGCAAAUUACAGAGAGCUUGGAGACUUGUGUGGCCCUUAUUAUCCUGAGGACCAUAUACCACGAAAAAACCUGUCUUUAACAUACAGAAAUGACUUCAGGCAAAGCGGUGACAGUGCACAAGAGAAGAAGGUCAGGUGUAGUUCAGACAGCAUGAACUCACAGAGCGCUUGUGAAAACGCACAUCUGGAGGGGACAAACGAAGGAGGUUGCGGGCAUCCCAGAAGGGGGAAAAGGGCUAAUAGGGAACAGUUAAGAACCCGCCCCACCUUGCGGAUGAGGUUCAAAAAACUGCUACUGCUGCAGAGCAGGCUUGGUGAAGCUACUCCCCCUGCUGGUGAGGAGGGAACUGGAACUAUGCUCCAAAGACUGCAGAUGGAGGCAGAGGCUAAAGAGCACUGGGCUCAUGAAAAUUGUACGGUCUGGACCAGAGGAACAGUUUUGGUAGCAGGCAAACUUUUGGGGCUGAAGGAAGCUGCUGAGAGUGCUGAAUAUGCAAAAUGCUCUCGGUGCCAGAUUGAGGGAGCGUCCAUAUGCUGCAGCUGGAAGAGCUGUACUCUGAGGUACCAUUAUGUCUGCGCCAAAGAGAUGGGCUGCACAUUUUAUGAGGAGACCUUCUCCAUCAGGUGUCCAAAACACAAGGUAGUUUAAUACACAGACACACGAGGACUGAUGACGAGGACAUGAGACUUCCUGUGAGCUGCUGCGGACGCCACAGACGGACAAAAAAGAAACUGGGGCUUCAUGUGAAGCACAAAGGUACUGUAGCAAUACUGACCCAGGAUCAGAUCAUCCGGCCCGAUCCAAACACAUCAUUCAUGGUGAAAAGCUGAAAAAGGGAAAAACACUUUUGCUGUGGAUCAGUAUGUGCCAUUCUUCCAUUUUUCCCCAUUUUUUGGAAGGGAUGCUAUCAGUCGGGGACACCUGGUGGCAGAUUUGGCCAGCUGCCCUAAACUCUGGCUGGCACAGUCGUAUUCCCGCUGUUGAAGGGAAUUGAAAUUUGAAGAUGUCAUGCAUCAUGCACUCACUGGAUGUGUUUCAAUGGACACUUACAUGUUACAAAGAAAAAACGAAACUGUUCAUGGUGUGCUUUACAGGUCUAAAUAUAAAUGCAUUAUUUUAAUAUACUCUGAGAUGUAGGCUUAUUUUCGUGUGCAUUUGAAGAUAAAACUUGACAUGUCCAGCUGUGCGUUCAGAGGUGAAAAUAAAUAUCCCGUGUUCAUAAUAAAAUGUGUAUGAGCUCUUCAGCGUUAAUUAAAGGGAUAGUUCACCCAAAAAUGAUUUUUUUGGUCUUAUUAUUGCUCCUCGUGUCAUUCCAAACCCUGAUUCUCGUUCUACCUUUCAUGACAGAUAUUAUCUUAACAUAAAAACAUACAGCCUUGAUCUGAAUAUGCUCAAAAACAGGCCAACAACAAAUAAAGUAUAGCAGCUGAUUCAUAUUGACUACUUUUAUAGCUUAACGGUCCCGGUCCCUAUUCACUGUACUGAAAAGAGCAGCUUGGACAUUCAGCUAAAACCUUCAACUGAACAAAAUCUAUGGGUUGGGAAAGACAUGAGGUUAAGUAAAUGAUGACAGAAUUUGCAUUUUUGGUUUAACUGAGGCUGUGAAAUCACGAACAGGCGAAAUCCACAUUUCUGUUCAUGUAAAAGCGAUGCAGAAGAUUAACACUAAAUACUUAAAAUAAGAAGUCACAGUCAUUUAAUCAGAGAUAUGUAUGUGACUAACAUAUAGCCACCAUUUCAUCGCAGUAUUACAUGCAAGACCGCACAUAAUGAUGACAACACCAUCGCGUAAUUAUUUGAUUUUUAAAUCUAAGUACUUGUGUAUAUAAGUAUUUGCUGCUGUUUAAAUGUAAGAUGUGAUGUACUAUUAUAAUUGUGUAUAGUAUUUCUUAGAGAUGUUUAUUUUCUAUAAAACAAAUAUGUUAUUGCUUACAAAAGUUAUUAAAACGACGAAU
Triplophysa rosa is the source of this 8762-nucleotide messenger RNA. RefSeq names its product retinoic acid-induced protein 1. The transcript has 5 exons. Lineage: Eukaryota; Metazoa; Chordata; Actinopteri; Cypriniformes; Nemacheilidae. Gene Ontology annotation, cellular component: nucleus. The record is from RefSeq and is a predicted model, not a curated record. The coding region runs from base 1312 to 7455 and encodes 2047 amino acids. Gene Ontology annotation, biological process: regulation of transcription by RNA polymerase II; circadian regulation of gene expression.